GGCGCGGGGCCGCUUCCGGGCGGGCGGGGGUCCGCCAUGGCGAUCUUCAGCGUGUAUGUGGUGAACAAGGCGGGCGGGCUCAUCUACCAGCUGGACCACUACGCGCCCCGCGCCGACACCGAGAAGACCUUCAGCUUCCCGCUCGACCUCGUCCUGCGCCCGCACGACGAGCGCGUCGUCGUGGCCUUCGGACAGCGCGAUGGCAUCCGCGUGGGACAUGCCGUGCUGGCCAUCAACGGCGCCGAGGUCAACGGGCGCUUCACGGCGGACGGGAAGGACGUGCUGGAGUUCCUGGGCAACCCCGCCAACUACCCCGUGUCCAUCCGCUUCGGCCGCCACCGCCUCUCCUCCAACGAGAAGCUCAUGCUGGCCUCCAUGUUCCACUCGCUGUUCGCCAUCGGGUCCCAGCUGUCCCCCGAGAUCGGGAGCUCCGGGAUCGAGAUGCUGGAGACAGACACCUUCAAGCUGCACUGCUUCCAGACGCUGACAGGGAUCAAAUUCGUGGUUCUCGCCGACCCGAGGCAGGCGGGGAUAGACUCCCUUCUGCGCAAGAUCUACGAGAUUUACUCUGACUUCGCCUUGAAGAAUCCUUUCUACUCCCUGGAGAUGCCCAUCAGAUGCGAGUUGUUUGAUCAGAACUUGAAACUUGCUCUGGAGGUGGCAGAGAAAGCCGGACCCUUCGGACCUGGGUCAUAGAGAAAGCCUCCCCUGUUGCACUGACUCUUCUCUCCCCCUGAAGAGCAGGGCCUCUCCUUCACAUCAGAGACUGCAAAGCCCCCAGAUGUGCUCCACUAUCUCCCAAGAUACUCGGUUAUCCCCCGGUUGCGAGAUUUACCUGCAAAAGAUUAGUCAGGAUUGUUUACACACGACCACAGAGGCUUAUUCUGCUGUGCCCUCGAGUGAAGAAAGGCAGCGAGGCGUGGGUCCGUGGCAUUACUGCAGCUGAUUGCUUGCUUUCAUUUCAGAACUGUACAUAUGUAUUUUUCCUGUACAGCUCUAACUUAUGGUUUUGCAAAGGGUUUCUAUGCAGGAGUAAUAAAUGUUCCUUGAAGAA
Molecule: messenger RNA, 1054 nt
Organism: Pezoporus flaviventris
Lineage: Eukaryota; Metazoa; Chordata; Aves; Psittaciformes; Psittacidae
Gene: TRAPPC4
Product: trafficking protein particle complex subunit 4
Exons: 5
Coding region: 37-696 (219 amino acids)
Biological process (GO): endoplasmic reticulum to Golgi vesicle-mediated transport
Cellular component (GO): TRAPP complex
Source: RefSeq, a predicted model, not a curated record